UGGAAACCCGAGUGAUGCGAGAGAGCAAAAGGAUGCAUGAUUGUGAUGUAUGCUAGGAGAUGUCAGCUCGAUCCAAGCUGGGGUUCAUGUCCACGAAAGAUCUGUGAUGGCCAUGCAUUCAAUCGCCGAAUAGAGAUGUUCGGAGUUGUCUCACAGAGCUUGAGUAGGUUCAGGGAGGGACUUCGUCGUGGUUCAGGAAUCCCGAUGUGCUGUUGAACGGUUUCCCAGACAGGCCAGCAACCAAGAUUAUCGAGGACCUGACUUUCUGGAUGCUUGACUUCGUACCAUUGAAGUGAAUCCCUAUGGCUUAACUGAGUCGAGGGACGUCAAACACGUCCUCGAGAACAAAUGGAGGUGCCCUUGAGUUGAUAUGAGUCGAGAGGAACUUUGGGAUUAUGGGUGCACGUUCUGUUGUGAGAGCGAGGCAUAUCAAAUUGCCCUGCCUGAGGGCUUGAGCAGGAGAUUUCUAAAGCCGAACAACUUAAAGACAGCCAUCGGAGCUGCGCAUGUCGUCCUGAGAGACGGCUUUUUCGAACUCGUCCUAACCGGACAUAUAAUUGGUGCAGACGAGGCAGAACGCUGGGGCAUCCUAUGGGUUGUACCCGAGGGCAGUGUCGUUGAUGAGGUCGUAAAGGUGGCGAAAGCAAGGGACAUCGCAGUGAAUGCAGGCGAGGAUGCCGUGAAUGCGGCAUUUGAAAUGAGCCUCGCUGAGAGACUGAGAUUUGAGAAGCGGUUAUUUGUUUCCACCCAGGAGCGGGCGUGUUGUCCUUUGUUGACCCACUUCAUCUAG
Molecule: messenger RNA, 790 nt
Organism: Suillus discolor
Lineage: Eukaryota; Fungi; Basidiomycota; Agaricomycetes; Boletales; Suillaceae
Exons: 2
Coding region: 371-790 (139 amino acids)
Source: RefSeq, a predicted model, not a curated record